GCAGUCUCGUUCUCCUCUGAACGAACCUUACCCGCUCCUCUAAAACCCUCUCGCUUCUCCGAUACCUCUCCGGUUCCUGGGUUACUCAAAUCAUCACAAAAGGAUGAAGCUUAGGCUCUGUAGCGGCUUCACCAAACCUGGCUUCUUACUAGUCCACUUCACACCACCAUCUUUUCAAUCACUCUCUCACAAGAAAGGACAUGGGUUAGGUCUAAAACUCCACUGUGCUAUUGCAAGUCGCAGACUUUCCUCAAACUCACCCAGAAGAGAAAGGUCUCGCCCCUCUUCACCACGUGACAAAGACAAAGCAAAGAGAGAGUCACAGUCCUUGUACACUCGUCCAAGCUUACUAGAAAUGAACAAGGAGAAAGCAGCUAACCGCGUUAGAGUCUACGACUUCCUCCGUGGAGUUGGUAUCAUCCCCGACGAGCUUGACGGUCUCGAGCUUCCCGUAACACCCGAUGUGAUGAAGGAACGUGUAGAUUUCCUCCACAAGUUAGGGCUUACAAUUGAAGACAUUAACAACUACCCUCUUGUUCUUGGCUGCAGCGUGAAGAAGAACAUGGUUCCGGUGUUGGAUUAUUUAGGGAAGUUAGGUGUGAGGAAGUCUACUUUCACUGAGUUUCUGAGAAGGUACCCUCAGGUUUUGCACGCUAGUGUUGUGAUUGAUCUUGCACCGGUUGUUAAGUAUCUCCAAGGGCUUGAUAUCAAACCUGUUGAUGUGCCUAGAGUUCUUGAGAGGUAUCCAGAGGUUUUAGGGUUUAAGCUUGAAGGGACUAUGAGUACUUCGGUUGCUUAUCUUGUUGGUAUAGGUGUAGCUAGGAGGGAGAUUGGUGGGAUUUUGACUCGUUAUCCCGAGGUUUUGGGGAUGCGUGUAGCUAGAGUGAUUAAGCCUCUUGUUGAGUAUCUUGAGGGUUUAGGUAUUCCUAAACUGGCUGUUGCUAGGUUGAUUGAGAAGCGUCCUCACAUUCUCGGGUUUGAGUUGGAUGAUACUGUGAAAAGAAACGUGGAAACCUUGCGAGAGUUUAACGUUAGGGAAGGUUAUCUUCCUUCUGUGAUUGCGCAGUAUCCUGAGAUCAUGGGGAUAGAUCUUAAACCGAAGCUCGAGGCGCAGAGGAAGCUGCUUUCUUCAGCUAUUGAGCUAAACCCUGAGGAUUUAGGCUCUUUAAUCGAGAGGAUGCCUCAGUUUGUUAGCUUGAGCGAGGCGCCUAUGGUGAAGCACAUUGGUUUCCUCAAAGAGUGUGGCUUCUCGAUUGAUCAGACGAGGGAGAUGGUGAUAGGGUGUCCUCAGGUUCUUGCUUUGAACAUUGGGAUAAUGAAGCUUAGCUUUGAGUAUUUUAAAAAGGAGAUGAGAAGACCUCUUCAGGAUCUUGUGGACUUCCCUGCGUUCUUUACAUAUGGGUUGGAGUCAACGGUGAAGCCGAGGCACAAGAGGGUAUUCAAGAAGGGGAUUAAAUGUUCGUUGGCUUGGAUGUUGAACUGUUCAGAGGAGAAGUUUGAGCAGAGAAUGAGUUAUGAUACUAUAGAUAUAGAGGAAGUUGAGUCCAGUCCAGCUUCUUUUGACAUGAGUACAUUGAUGCAACCUGAAAGAGAGGAGGAGGAGUCUGAUUCUGAGUACGAGGAAGAGGAAGAUGAUGAGGACGAGGAGUUUGCGUAAACCAGAGAGAUGAUGAACAAAGAGGUCAAGGUGAAGAUUCGGACAAUGAAGUGGGAAGUAAAAGGUUUUUGUGUCUUGAUGGUUGAUCAGUUCGAACAGAACACAGAUUCUUUGUUGAACAGAAUCUCUCCUAUCGUUGUAACGAUUCUUUUUGUUCAUGUUGAUGACAGAACGAUGUUAGUAUUCAGACAUUGAAUUCGAAGUAUAAGUUUGUGUCUUAAUGAGUGAGUGGAGAAUGAUUUGCUUUAAAAUUCGAACAUAACAGAUUCUUCCUAGUUGAUAACAGAACAAGAAUG
Eruca vesicaria subsp. sativa (arugula) is the source of this 1953-nucleotide messenger RNA. NCBI's taxonomy places the organism in Eukaryota, Viridiplantae, Streptophyta, Magnoliopsida, Brassicales, Brassicaceae. The record is from the annotation of a GenBank genome assembly.